GUGUGGGGCUAUGGCGGGCUGGGCGCUGCGGGGCUUGGCGCUGGCGCUGCUGGCGGCGCUGCCCGCGGCCGUGCUGGGCGACACGCCGGCGAACUGCUCCUUCGCCGACCUGCUGGGCGCCUGGGAGCUCCGCGUCUGGCGGGCCGGCGGCCGCCACGGCAACUGCUCGCAGGCGGGGCCUGUGGAGAAAAAGGUGGUUGUCAAUCUUCAGAAGCUAGAUGUGGCUCAGGAUAGUCUGGGCAACUAUGGUUUCUUCACUUUGAUUUACAAUCAAGGCUUUGAAAUUGUGAUAAAUGACUACAAGUGGUUUGCGUUUUUUAAGUACAAAAAGGAAGGCCAGAAUGUAACCAGCUAUUGCAAUGAGACCCUGCCAGGAUGGGUACAUGAUGUACUUGGCCGCAACUGGGCUUGUUUCAUAGGACACAAGAUUUCUUCAUCUCCAUCCGAUGUUCACAUCAACGAGCUACCUCUCCAGAAGCCUGGGGGAAGACUCUCCCACAGACGUUACGUUCACAACGUCGACUUUGUAAAUGCUAUCAAUGCUCACCAGAAGUCAUGGAGAGCGACAAGAUACGAGGAGUAUGAGAAUUUUGCCCUGGAAGAACUAACUAAAAGAGCUGGGGGUCUCUCUUCCAGAGCUUCGAGACCAAAGCCUGCACCUCUAACACCUGAGUUACUCAAGAAAGUUUCAAGCUUGCCAGAAUCCUGGGACUGGAGAAAUGUGAAUGGUAUCAAUUAUGUCAGUCCUGUUCGGAAUCAAGGCUCAUGUGGCAGCUGUUACGCAUUUUCCUCCAUGGGCAUGCUGGAGGCAAGGAUACGUAUCCUCACAAACAACACUCAGAAACCAGUCUUCAGUCCCCAGCAGGUUGUGUCUUGCAGCCAGUAUUCUCAGGGUUGUGAUGGUGGCUUCCCAUAUCUCAUUGGUGGAAAGUAUGUCCAAGACUUUGGUGUGGUGGAAGAGGACUGCUUCCCUUACACAGGCCAUGACUCUCAGUGCCUUUUCAAGCGCAGCUGUUACCACUACUACACGUCUGAGUACCACUAUGUUGGUGGUUUCUAUGGAGGCUGCAAUGAAGCCCUGAUGAAACUUGAGCUUGUUCUGCAUGGCCCAAUGGCUGUUGCCUUUGAGGUUUAUAAUGAUUUCAUGCUGUAUAAAGAAGGGAUCUACCAUCACACCGGGUUACAAGAUGAUUUAAAUCCUUUUGAAUUGACCAAUCAUGCUGUUUUACUGGUGGGCUAUGGUAAAGACCCAGAAAGUGGUGAGAAAUUCUGGAUUGUGAAGAACAGCUGGGGCACCUCAUGGGGAGAAGAUGGCUUCUUCAGAAUCCGCCGUGGCACUGAUGAAUGUGCAAUUGAAAGCAUUGCAGUGGCUGCAACUCCUAUUCCAAAGUUAUAAUGUAAAUGUCUUCAUCCAGUGUCUCAGUGUCCUGAGCCAUGAGAAUGCACUGAUGCUUGAAGAUUCUGGUUAAAAUCUGUUCCCUGGCUUGAAAAGACAGCUUUAAAGAAUUUUUCAAAAACAGAGCAGUUUCCAUAUGUUGAGAAGAUGAAGAUUAUUAAAUUAUUAAUAUUAUAGAUUAAUAAAUCUGCUCUGGAGGUGCACUGGAGGCUUCCUCUCAAGUGUGACAGUAGAUCACCCAGAAGAGCUGUUUUGGCAGCAGUGGUGAUUAGUUACUCAUUGUUGGAUAUGCCUUCAAUUACCAGUUGCAUUUUUUUCCAUGGGCAAUCUUGACCUUCAGAUCUGAGGGAAGUGUCUGCUAUGAUAGUCUGUAACUGCUUUGAAGGGACGCUGUAGUGCCUUACUUCUCAGAAAUCAGGGAGUCGCUGCUAUUUGGAACAUAAAUGUGUAUUGGGUAGUGAAUGAGCAAUUAUGCCAAUGAAAAUAAAAUUCUAAAGCUCUAAGUGUCCUGUGAAAACUGCAUGUCAAAUGCUUAUGACAAAAAAAAUCAAUUCUAUGUUUCAGGCUGUUACUAAAUGGUCUGGUUCUGGAUUCUAUUGCUGUGCUUCACUGUUCAUCAUUUCAGAGUUAAAUAAAGAACACCCCACUCUUUGGUGACCUGUC
Molecule: messenger RNA, 2059 nt
Organism: Serinus canaria (Common canary)
Lineage: Eukaryota; Metazoa; Chordata; Aves; Passeriformes; Fringillidae
Gene: CTSC
Product: cathepsin C
Exons: 7
Coding region: 11-1396 (461 amino acids)
Cellular component (GO): lysosome
Molecular function (GO): cysteine-type endopeptidase activity
Source: RefSeq, a predicted model, not a curated record